Molecule: messenger RNA, 893 nt
Organism: Sinocyclocheilus grahami
Lineage: Eukaryota; Metazoa; Chordata; Actinopteri; Cypriniformes; Cyprinidae
Product: 39S ribosomal protein L11, mitochondrial-like
Exons: 3
Biological process (GO): translation
Cellular component (GO): ribosome; mitochondrial large ribosomal subunit
Molecular function (GO): large ribosomal subunit rRNA binding; structural constituent of ribosome
Source: RefSeq, a predicted model, not a curated record
CCCCUUUUUUCUUUCCUCCAGUCGGACAGGACGUAUGACCUGAAAAUUGGGCAGCCCACUGUGUCUUACUUUUUGAAACAGGCCGCCGGCAUUGAAAAAGGAGCCGGAAAGACUGGGCAUGAGAUUGCAGGUAUGGUGACGGCGAGGGCCGUAUAUGAGAUUGCACUGGCCAAAUCACAGGAUGCCAGCAUUACGCUGCGAGACACCUCUAUGCUGAAUGUUGUCAAGAGCAUCAUCGGUUCAGCCAGAUCCCUCGGCAUCAAAGUUGUCAAUGACCUGUCACCAGAAGAGUACGGGGAGUUUCUCCGAGAGCGUGAGGAAAGACUGAAGGCAGAAGCCGAGGCAGCAGUUGCUGAGGCAGCAGCAGUAGUAAAGAAGAAAUGAAGAGCUGCUGUGUGCUAGUUGUUUAUCAAUGCAAAAGCCCCAUUCACGUAGAUUCGUCCUACUAUUCCGGACGUGUUUUUUUAUAAAAUGCUGCUCAUUUGCACCCAAAUGUAUUAAGGUGUAUUUUUUUCCUCUGUAUCUCUCAUUGUUGAUACUAUCCUACCUGCUGACUUUUUUCUACCUCCCCCACUUUCUCUUUUCUUUUCUCUGCCUCCUACAACCUUUUUUAGGCCUCUGAGCCACUUUCACCUACUCUUUCUCUCACAUCCAUUGGCUUACCCAUCUCUCCUAACUAACUCUGGGUAAUAAUCCAGAGUUUUUUAUAGCUGCCAUGUCUUUGACAUCUGUGCUGAAGUAGAUUUGCCCUUUGGCAACACAUUGACACAUUGCUGAUAUGCAUUGACAAAUAAGGACAGUUUUAAUCCUCAUUUAAAUGGAUUGGAUGCACCCAAACAGUUCCUAAUGGUUUUCUUGUAUUAAAAAAAAAAUGGGUUGAACACUGUGAACUA